Molecule: messenger RNA, 1503 nt
Organism: Eremothecium cymbalariae DBVPG#7215
Lineage: Eukaryota; Fungi; Ascomycota; Saccharomycetes; Saccharomycetales; Saccharomycetaceae
Exons: 1
Coding region: 1-1503 (500 amino acids)
Source: RefSeq, a predicted model, not a curated record
AUGGUUGAUGCAGAUUUUCAGGUCCUACAUUCGAAGUCCAAUAACUAUACUCUGAAGGGAAAGGUUUUAUCCACUGAUGAUUACGUUGUAUAUAGGGCCAUAGAUCAGCUUUGUAAAGACUGUUUCGUUAAAGUGCUUUUGAAUGCAGAUGGUGAAACGGGUGGUGAACGAACUAAUGAAGCUGCAAAAGAAGUUCAACUGGAUAAUACGCCUGUUGACAGUUUCGUUUCAGAUGGGCAAAUAUGUCUUGUGUACGGCAGAUCUGAACUACAGGAGGAAGGUGACGAUUAUUUCAAUUAUUCAACUGAAGAACCAGUCGUGAAUCGGCCAAAUUCCAGUGCGGAGAGUAAAUGUGUGGAAGGCGAAACGGGUGUUGUCCAGGGAGAAGGUACUGUGGGUAACCCAUCUGAGAGUGAUUUUCUAACUGGUAUAGAAAAUCACACGGGUCACCCUUCUGGAGAUAUCUCUAGAUCCCCCCUUGAGAUCUCAGGAUCGGGUGAACAUAACACAACUUCAUCAUGCGGUAACACUGCAACGGCUAAAAAAAAUCAAGGGUGUAGUGAAAAUGGGGUCGAGGAUAAACUGGUUGGGUAUCAGGUCGGUUGUGAGAAAGUUAAUUAUUAUAAAGGUCUUCAGGAUGAAGACGAAAUUGGACCCAAGAUGCUUAUGUCUGCCGUAAAUCCUCACGCAAGGAUAGUGACAUGGGAUAAGCCAUCUGCGACUGACAAAUCGCUUUCGGAAAAUCUUAAUGGCAUUUUGAUACGUCGAAAUGAACCCAAAGAUACCAUUAGCAAACUUCCCAGGACACCGUUUCCGAAGGCAGUUCCAUUGCCCGUAGGCAUGUCAGAACAAGCCAACAAGAAUUAUUAUUGUUCUGAUCCAAGCUCUGAAUAUCAUAACGAAGAUGAAGAUUACAAAGGUCGGGAUGCAAAUUAUGACGAUGACAAUAAGUCUAUUACAAGUGAUGAUCUGAGCGAUCAGGAUGAUGACGAAGAUGACGAAGAUGAGGACGAUGCUGAUGCCGAUGACGAUGAAGAUGCCGAUGACGAUGAAGACGAUGACGAUGAAGACGUAAACCAUGAUGAUUCGCAACCAAAUUUCCUUUCUCCAUGCGUCUUCCUAAAUGAAUAUCCACAAAAGCGGCCUCGUGAAGAAUCUUUCAUCCCAAUGCAUACUGUCCAUCCUGUUUCGGAAUAUGACUUUUUAUCCACUAACUCAAACGUAAAGGGUAAAAAGUUCAUGCCUAGGACACCGAUGCCUCAUUCGGUUACAAGUCGAAAAUUGAAUAUUUCACCAACAGGUAAUAAAGGUACUUCUUCUUCUGGAACUCUAUGCUUUGAGAGUAGGAGCUCCCUUGUAGCCGUUUCAGAUCACUCUGUUGCUGAUUUUGAAGAUUCCAUGACAGCACCUAACUGCUCUAUGGAAUUUGAGUUAAAACUCACUGGCAGUAAGAUGUUAAACAGAAGGAAGUCAAAGAAUGGACCAGCGACAGAUAGCCCAUAG